UGCGAAAUCAAGGGCUUUCCCCUGUUUACUAUCAUUCUCUUUCUCUUUCGUUUCUGUCUCUCUCUGGUUUUCUUUCAUUUCUGGGAACAAAGAAAAUAAAUAAAUAAAAUCCAUAAUGCACAACUUUAAGAUUUUUUAAAUAAAUGUUUUUUGCUCCGCGGCACAAAACGGUGCGUUUGAUUGAGGCUGAAACUUUUCAGUUUCUGGGUAAUGCUUCCUCCUUGAAAUUUUCCUCGUUCAUUCGCAGGUUCUUCCAUUUCGGAGCUCUUAGAUCUCGGUUAUGUUGUUGUUGCUGCUUUUUCUGCAACUCAAGGUUGUGGUUUGAUGGAGAAGUGAUUUAUAUUUUUAUGUUUUAUUCUUUUUGGAUCUCGAGUUUAAGCUCCGACAAGGAGGUUAGGAUUUGUGUUAGGAGGUGAGAAUUAGGGAUUUUUAAUGCAUAUCGGGAAUUGAAAUCAAGGAGCUAGGGUUUUGGGAGAUGGCUUCUUAUCCUCCAUUCCAUUUGGAGGAUCAAACGGAUGAGGAUUUCUUCGAUAAGCUGGUUGAGGACGAUGAUGUCGACGAGGCACCUGUUGAGCCUGCCGCCGGUGAUGUACGCAACGAUUCUGAUGAUUCCGUGAAGGCGUUUGCAAAUCUGGCAAUUGACGAUGCCCGUGCCGAUGCUGCAUUUGAGAAUUCAGGUGUCUGCAAGAGUGGGAUUGAGCUGAAAAGAAAAGACGAUGGCAAUAAAUCCGAUGUGGGAACUGUUAAAGGAAAUUAUCAGAAGGAAGGUGAUGUUGUCAAGAGUGGGAUUGAGCUGAAAACAGCACAUGAUGCCAAUAAAUCCAAUGCGGGAACUGUUAAAGGAAAUUAUCAAAAGGGUGGUGGUGUCGGCAAGGAUGAGAUUGAGCUUAAAAGGGAAUGUGAUGCUGAUAAAUCUAAUGUGGAAACUGUUAAAGGAAAUUAUCAAAAGGUAGGUUCUUUGGUGUCUUCAAGCGAAGUAACUGCAGAUCCAGGAAAUCAUGAAAUGGGAUGGGGAGUUACAAAGGAUUUGAGUGUGGGCAAAGGCAACGGAGCCACCAGUCUGGGAAUUAAGGAAGUAGAUUGGAAUGCUUUUUAUACCAAUUCUGGCGGGGGAGAGGGUUAUUCUGAAUUUUUCAGUGAUUUUGGGAAUCAAUCUGGUGGGGAUUUUGCUGAGAAAGCAUAUGGUGAUUCUAACGAUGAGGUGAAACAAGAUAAUGGGAUUCAAUGUGAUGGGCAAUAUCAAGAGGGUCAAGGAUACGAUGCAUCUCUUGAAAAUAGCACAAGUGGGCAAGAUGUGCAGGAUUGGGAAAAUCUUUAUCCUGGAUGGAAGUAUGAUUACAAUACUGGGCAAUGGUAUCAAGUUGAUGAUGUGACGGCUGCGACUCAAGGAAGCUCUGAUGCCAAUUCAGCAGUGGCAGCAGGUUGGGCCGCUGCUUCCGAUGCUACAGCAGAGGUCUCCUAUAUGCAGCAAACUUCUCAGUCAGUUUCAGGAACAUUGGCUGAAACUGGAACUGAAAGUGUAUCUAGCUGGAAUCAGGUUUUGCAAGGGAACAGUGGGUACCCAGAACAUAUGUAUCUCGAUCCUCAGUAUCCUGGUUGGUACUAUGACACAAUUGCCCAAGAAUGGCGCUCAUUAGAUAGUUACAAUUCAUCAGUUGAAUCCACAGCUCAGGGACUGGAAAAUGGGCAUGCUUCUACCGGUUCUCUUUUGCAUACCGAUAAUAGUUUGUAUCCAGAAUACAGUCAAGCUGGCAGUUACGGCUCACAGGACAUUGGUGGCCAAGCAGCUGGGGAUAGUAGCUGGAGUGUUUCGUAUGGUGUUAACCAUCAGCAGGGUUGGGAUCCAUACAAAACUGAGAAUGCUAAUAGAAGUGGGGAUCAUGUACCAUCUGUUGGAAACAAGCAAUUUGAUCAUUCUUAUGGCUCAAAUGCUUCUGUAAACAAAGAUCAACAGAGUACUUCUAAUUCAUUUGGAUCUGUUCCUUUGUACAAUAAAGUAAAUCGCAAUCAUCAUCGGUCUGGUAGUUUUGAACCUCAAAGCUUUGCCCCUACUGCAGAUCUUGCUCAACAUUUAAAUUGUUCUAAUACAAUGUUUGAUGAGCACAAAAGUUUCUCAAGUGAUUAUGCUGAAAGUCAGAAAUCCUUUAGUUAUGCACAGCAAUCAUAUCAGGGUGGGCAUCAAUAUUCUUAUGCCCCUCAUGCAGGGAGAUCGUCAGCUGGACGUCCUCCUCAUGCCUUGGUAACCUUUGGAUUUGGUGGAAAACUUGUUGUAAUGAAGGGUUCUAGUCUCUCGAGCUCAUCAUAUGGUAGCCAGGAUACUGCUGGAAAAGGCUCAAUUUCUGUGUUGAACGUGAUGGAAGUUGUCACAGGAAGCAGGGAUUCUUCCAGCGUUGGUAGCAGCAGUGAUUAUUUUCAUGCGUUGACCCAGCAAUCUUUCCCAGGCCCUUUGGUUGGUGGCAGUGUAGGAAGUAAAGAUUUGUACAAAUGGAUAGAUGAGCGGGUUGCACGCUGUGGAUCAUCUGACAUGGAUUAUAAGAAAGGCGAAAGAUUGAGACUCCUUCUCUCCUUGCUUAAAAUAGCGUGUCAACAUUAUGGGAAACUACGUUCGCCAUUUGGUUCGGACAAUAAACAGAAAGAAAAUGAUACUCCUGAGUCAGCCGUUGCAAAACUAUUUGCAUCUGCUAAGACGAGUGGCCAGGAGUUCACUCAAUAUGGUGUGCUGAGACACUGCCUGCAAAAUUUGCCUUCUGAAGGACAAAUGCGGGCUACGGCUUGUGAGGUACAAAAUCUUCUUGUAUCUGGCAGAAGGAAGGAGGCUUUGCAAUGUGCACAGGAAGGUCAAUUGUGGGGUCCUGCACUUGUCAUUGCUUCACAACUUGGUGAACAGUUGUAUGUUGAUACUGUAAAGCAAAUGGCACUUCGACAACUGGUUGCAGGUUCACCUCUGCGAACGUUAUGCCUUCUAAUUGCUGGACAACCUGCUGAAGUUUUCUCUUCUGACAGCUCAACUGGGGGGGAUCCCAGUGCCUUUAAUAUGCCUGAGCAGUCUGCACAGCUAGGAUCUAAUGCCAUGCUUGAUGAUUGGGAGGAAAAUCUGGCUGUAAUAACUGCAAACAGAACCAAAGAUGAUGAACUUGUAAUUGUUCAUUUAGGCGAUUGCUUGUGGAAGGAGAGAAGUGAGAUCACUGCUGCACACAUCUGCUAUUUAGUUGCUGAAGCAAGCUUUGAGUCAUAUUCAGACACUGCAAGGCUCUGUCUUUUAGGGGCAGAUCACUGGAAGUUUCCUCGAACUUAUGCUAGUCCAGAAGCUAUCCAGAGGACUGAGUUAUAUGAAUAUUCAAAGGUGAUUGGGAACUCUCAGUUUAUUUUGCUUCCAUUUCAGCCAUAUAAGCUUAUAUAUGCCUAUAUGCUUGCUGAAGUGGGAAAGGUUUCAGAUUCAUUGAAGUACUGUCAAGCAGCACUGAAGUCCUUGAAAACUGGCCGCAAUCCAGAAGUAGAAAUAUGGAAACAAUUGGUAUUGUCUCUUGAAGAGAGGAUUAGAACCCAUCAACAGGGUGGAUAUGCUGCAAAUUUGGCUCCUGCUAAAUUAGUGGGCAAAUUGCUAAACUUUUUUGAUAGUACUGCACAUAAAGUUGUUGGUGGUUUGCCCCCACCUGCUCCAUCAUCAUCGCAAGGAACCUUUCAUGGAAAUGAACAACAUCACUACUCUGUGGCACAUAGAGUAUCCAGUAGCCAAUCAACAAUGGCCAUGUCAUCCUUAGUUCCAUCUGCUUCAAUGGAACCCAUAAGUGAGUGGACAACUGACAGUAAUAGAAUGACAAUGUCUAACAGAAGUGUUUCAGAGCCAGACUUUGGUAGAAGCCCCAGACAGGAAACAUCAUCUGAUUCACAAGGAGAGGUAGUAUCAGGGGGCACGUCUCGCUUUUCUCGUUUUGGUUUUGGCUCCCAACUUCUGCAAAAGACGAUGGGGUUAGUCUUGAGGCCUCGUUCUGGCAAACAGGCUAAAUUGGGAGAAAAGAACAAGUUUUACUAUGACGAAAAACUGAAGAGAUGGGUAGAGGAAGGUGCUGAACCUCCUGCUGAAGAAACAGCACUGCCACCACCUCCAACAACUGCUGUUUUGCAAAAUGGUUCAACUGAAUACAACUUGAAAUCUGCAUUGAAGACAGAAGCAUCAUCUGUCAAUGGAGGCUCUGAUUCAAUACAUUCGAGUCCCGAACUUACUCCAGGGAUGCCACCAAUCCCACCUAGCACAAAUCAAUUCUCUGCACGUUCCCGCAUGGGUGUUAGGUCAAGGUACGUUGACACCUUCAACCAAGGAGGUGGAAGCACUGCAAACUUUUUUCAGACAUCACCUAUUACUUCUCCCAAACCUGCUCUUGCUGCCAGUGCAAAGUUUUUCAUUCCUUCUCCUGUACCAUCGUUAAAUGAUCAGACCAUGACGGGUAUAGCAGAAAGCAAUCAAGGAGAUAGCUUCGGCAAUGAAAAUCCUGCUACAUCUCCAAGGAGUGAUAGGCCACAACCCCUCAGUCCCAAGCCUCCAUUGCCCCCGCAAAGGAUUUCGAGUAUGGGUCACAUCUCAAACCAGCUAGCAAUGACGAAUGGUGGUAACCCUGGUUUCCUUCAACGGCGAACAGCUUCAUGGGAUGCUGGUGCUGGCAAUCCAUUUAGCCCGAGAAAAAAGGGUAACAAUAGGCCUCUAGGUGAAGUUUUGGGAAUGCCACCAUCAACAUUUAUGCCUAACGAGUACAAUUCUCCGAGGAGCAUGCCUACCAGCCCUCUUCCAAAGAAUGGCAGUGGCAGUUUCGGAGAUCUCCAGGAUGUUGAACUUUGAGAAGAUAAUUCAGCUGUAAAUAUCAAAUUUUGUUCGUGAUUAAGUCAUCGUUGGGAUGUCCCUAAUGCAUUUCUUUGGUCUCAGGAUGGUGAUACAAGAUCUCUUCCCCUGUCCCACUGUUCUAUAAUACAUACGUAGGUGUUUUUAUAUAUAUAAAAAGAAUGCAAAGGUCACCCAUCUUAGCUUUAAGAUACCGGUGGUCUCUUAGUAAGGGAUAGAUAGCAUAGUUCAUUUGUUCAUUUUAUUAAAAACAACAAAUACAAUGUAUCCUACAAGAAAAAGAUGGCCCUCAACAUGGAAUUGUGAAAUAUGAGUUUUGGCCCUUUGUAACUUUUUCGGUUAUUAAUGGA
This is a messenger RNA of Arachis stenosperma, 5184 nucleotides long. Its product is annotated as protein transport protein SEC16A homolog. Lineage: Eukaryota; Viridiplantae; Streptophyta; Magnoliopsida; Fabales; Fabaceae. Gene Ontology annotation, biological process: COPII vesicle coat assembly; autophagy; Golgi organization. Gene Ontology annotation, cellular component: endoplasmic reticulum exit site; ER to Golgi transport vesicle membrane. Bases 476 to 4834 code for a protein of 1452 amino acids. The transcript has 13 exons. The record is from RefSeq and is a predicted model, not a curated record.